GCGACCGUACGCGACGCCAAGGCGAAGCGACUCGACAAGUUUGCCUCUCCGAGAGUCAUGGUUGUUUCGCCGGGAGUUUCGACGUUGUGCGAAAACCCGGACGAAGUGUUCUUAGACGUCGCCAAGCUGUUGCUCACUUACGCGGACAACAUUUUAAGAUAUCCAAAUGAAGAAAAAUACAGAUCUAUCCGUAUAGGCAAUCCUACGUUCUCCACCAAACUACUGCCGAUCAAAGGUGCGGUGGAAUGCCUCUUCGAGAUGGGUUUCGAGGAGGCUGAAACCCACCUGGUCUUUCCAGGAUCUGCAUCAGUAGAGCAACUGAAACUCAUAAGAGAGUCUAUUGCAGCAGAGAGGGACCAGAGACUCUGUGGUGGGCAGCCAGAACAGCUUCCUCAGCCAGCCAGUUCGUCAGUUUCACCCCAAGAACCUGCUGCUCCCGCAAGCCUACCAACUAUGCCAUCCCCUUCACAAGUAUCAUCAUUGGAGAGCAGCAUGAGCUUCUUUGUGACUCUCCAAACCAAUUUCCAACACGUCAUGCUGUAUGAAAACGCGGAACUGCAGGAGAAAGCCCGGGUCUUAAUUCCUUACCAGGAACUCUCUUAUGCUGCCCAGGUGAAGUUGAAGCAGGCGGAAGAGGUCGAUCCAGAAUGCAAAUUUGGAAAGGAGGAUUUGCUGGUGCUUGAGUUGCUGAAUUGGUUCAAAAAGGACUUCUUCUCAUGGGUGGACUGCCUGCCCUGUAGCCACUGUGGAGGUCCAACCCAGACUUCUGGGGCUCUGAGCCCUACCGCUGAUGACCUCCGUUGGGGAGCACAACGAGUGGAAAGCCACUAUUGUCAAACCUGCCAGCUCUCUACCAGAUUCCCCAGGUACAACAAUCCCGAAAAACUGCUGGAAACGAGGAGGGGGCGCUGUGGAGAGUGGGCAAAUUGUUUUACCCUUUGCUGCAGAGCUCUCGGUCUGGAGGCAAGAUAUGUCUGGGACAGUACAGACCAUGUGUGGACAGAGGUUUACUCGGUCUCCCUGUGUCGCUGGAUACACUGCGAUUCGUGUGAGAACGCCUGUGAUAAGCCGUUGAUGUACGAGAUUGGCUGGGAGAAGAAAUUAGCCUAUAUUCUAGCUUUCUCCAAGGACCAGGUGGUUGAUGUGACCUGGAGGUAUUCUUGUAAACAUCCAGAGGUCUUGUCCAGACGGACCAGGGUCCAAGAGGCCUGGCUGCUACGCACCAUUAAUGGGCUCAAUGCUGUGAGACAACAGUCCCUGAGCCCAGAGAGGAAAAACGAGUUGUUGGAAAGACUGCUAGUAGAGUUGGUGGAGUUUAUAUCUCCCAAAAAACCCAAACCAGGUGAGCUCGGCAGCCGCAUCUCUGGAUCCCUGGCGUGGAGGACAGUGAGGGGGGAGACUGGGGGGACUGUAUCAGGGACCUUAUCACAGGCAUCACAGUAUGUCUUUACUCCCACUGAGAAAGAGAAAAGUGAAAGGUUAUUUCAUCUGCGAUACAUUGCCAACAAGGACCAGUACUGCCGAGUGUCGAACAAUAAUGAGGUUAUUAAGGGCUGGGAGCUGUGUGUAUGGAGGAAGGAGUCAGUCUGCAGGAAGGUGGAAAAUGACUGGCAGAUGGUGUACAUAGCCCGAACAGAAGGAUCCUCACUAGGAAGAGUCAGCUGGAAAUUCAGCUUCGCUCCUGAGAAAAUGAAGAUAAAGGCCAUGUCAGUCAUGGCUAGUGGCCAGACGUUUCAUUCUGGCAAAGUGUCCUGGUGUUUGAGAUCAGGCCAGAAUACUGCAGAGUUUUCUGGAGAUGGGAGAAUGCAGUCAUUCCCAAGUCUUUCCGGCUCUUCAGAGAUCAUCAUUGAAGCAGAACUGAGUGGAGGGGAAGGAGAGUCGUCAUGGCAACACUCUCAGCUGUUCAGACAGAGUUUGAACGAGACAGAGGAAUCCUCGUUCGAAAUCCUCAUACACCUAGAUGAUGCUUGAUGACACAUUUUAGUUAGUCAAGAGCUGGCUAUGUAAAUCUGUUUCAUUAUUAAGUGCUGUGAUUAAAUCAGGGGUAAAUAGGACGGAUCGUUGUUUUUGGGCUUGUAUGAUAAAGAAAUAAGCGCAGUUAGGUUUGUUAAAAUUUUCCAGGAUUUACUAAUGAUCAGUAAAUGCAGCUCUGUACUUUGUCCGUCACGAGAGGUGUAUAUCUUUGUUCUCAAAUUUACCGAAACGUUGUGCUUUCAGACGAGUGAAAUCAAAGUAUCAAUGCUGAUGUAAUUGGUUACAUGCAGUCUGUUGAGUACAUGCAAUUUUAAUCAUAAAGAUUGUAAACCAUUGAAA
Messenger RNA from Lampris incognitus (smalleye Pacific opah), 2313 nucleotides. It is a transcript of the gene ngly1, whose product is annotated as N-glycanase 1. Gene Ontology annotation, cellular component: cytosol; nucleus; cytoplasm. Gene Ontology annotation, biological process: glycoprotein catabolic process; protein quality control for misfolded or incompletely synthesized proteins; protein deglycosylation. The record is from RefSeq and is a predicted model, not a curated record. The transcript is spliced from 12 exons. Gene Ontology annotation, molecular function: peptide-N4-(N-acetyl-beta-glucosaminyl)asparagine amidase activity. Lineage: Eukaryota; Metazoa; Chordata; Actinopteri; Lampriformes; Lampridae. The coding region runs from base 58 to 1971 and encodes 637 amino acids.